Messenger RNA from Astyanax mexicanus (Mexican tetra), 2140 nucleotides. It is a transcript of the gene sack1c, whose product is annotated as family with sequence similarity 83 member C. The transcript has 4 exons. Bases 197 to 1990 code for a protein of 597 amino acids. Lineage: Eukaryota; Metazoa; Chordata; Actinopteri; Characiformes; Acestrorhamphidae. The record is from RefSeq and is a predicted model, not a curated record.
GUUAAACUCGACGCCAGGUGAGCGUCGAGUUUCUGAGCAGUAGCAACAAAACGAAAACAAGCCCCGCGGGAGCAGCUCCUCCCCCUUCUCCUCUUUCCUCCUCUUUCCUCCUCACAGCGAUGACUCUGAGCUCCGACCGGGUGUCGCUCCUCCGCUCUCGCUAACUGAGCACUUGUUUGCUGCGAAUCCAGGCGUGAUGAUGAGUUCGGACGGCCUCCGCCCGGCGGCCAACCCGGGGCGCAAAGCGCUGGGCAAACUCGCCACCCGCCUGGAGGAGGUGAAGAACCACUGGAGGCAGGUCUCAGCGCUGGAGCUCAGCCACAACGAGGCGGCCCGGCUCGCCACGGACGCGCUGCUGGAGGCGGGGGAGAAGGAGUACCGGCGGGUGCUCUCCGAGGAGCGCGAGCUGAACUUCCUGUCGGCGCUGGAGAUCCAAUAUAUCACCGAGAACGCGGCCAGGAACGCCCGGCCCGACACUAUUGGCUGUAAUGGAGCAGAACGGGACUGCGCGGAAGGGGACGCGGUGUCGGAGCUCACCUCCGGGACCUACUUCCCCAUGAUGUCCGACGAGGAGCCGCCGCUGCUGGAGCUCGGCUGGCCGGAGGUCCCUAACCGCUACGGACCCUCAGAGACCCAGAUUUACUUCCAGAGGGACAAAAGCCAAAACGUGAAGGAUCUGAUCCGCUCACUCAUCAACAAGGCAAAGAAGGUCAUUGCCUUGGUCAUGGACAUUUUCACAGAUGUGGACAUAUUCUGUGACUUAAUCGAGGCCUCUAACAAGCGCAGGGUUCCAGUGUACAUUCUUCUUGAUGAGAAGAAUCUCAGCUAUUUCACUGACAUGUGUACAGCACUAGACAUCCAGAACUCACAUCUGAAUAAUAUGCGGAUACGAAGUGUAUGUGGAGACACAUACUGCACCAAAAGUGGGAAGAAAUUUACUGGGCAAGUCCAGGAAAAGUUCAUGAUCAUCGAUUGUGAGGAAGUCAUAGCUGGAUCAUACAGUUUCACCUGGCUGUCUGCUCAGGUGCACAGCAACAUGAUCCUACACUUCUCUGGUCGUAUCGCUGAAAGCUUUGAUCGGGAAUACCGCUGCCUCUAUGCUGACUCCGAGAUUAUCGAAUGCUUUCACAACCCUGAUGACGAGGGCCUUCCCUAUUACACUUACAACGUCCAGAUACCCAGCAUGGACUUCUUCCAGGACAGAGGUAGCAAGGAGAGGGUGUGCUCUGAAAACUCAAGCAGCCAGUCCAGCAACAGUGUGUCCAGCAUCAAAGCUGCCCCAGGCUUGACCCCUCCGGUCUACAAGGUCUUGCAGGAAAAGAAGGACACAAACACGCUUAAGAGCCCAGAGAGGAGGGUUCUCACAAAUCCAGUUCUUCAGAUGUCACCAGGAAACCAUGCAAGCAGAGUUUCACCCAGUGACACCCUGCAGAGUCCAACCGCAGAGCAGGCAAUGUCAGGAGGAGGUCACCCGACUGCAGUGGAAUGGGUCAAAGCAGGAACGCCAGAAUUCCUCCGGGCAAACCUUGCAGGACCAACAUCUAAAUUCCAGGCUAUGGGUCUCUAUGACACAAAGAACUUUUUCCACGGUGGCUCCAAACCGCCUCCAAUUCCUCAGCCCACCAUGGAGAACAAACACCAUCCCAAAGUGCGCAGUCCCCCAAAUCCAUUUUUCCAUAAAUUUGCGGACCUCUUCUCCCCACCUGCCAAAGAGAAGGACUCUUACAUUUUCCAGCGGUCUCCUCCUCAGAGCACUCACAGCACAGCCUUUGGUGGUCCAGAUCUCUCACAGAAUGAGCCAGAGAGCAUGCAGGGUCCCCCUCCUCCGGGGCCUAUGCCAAAGGACCGCAUGGGUCAGGAGGCAUGGAUCAAUCGCCGGGACGAGAAGCGCAUGACCCUGGGCCACAGUAAACUGGACCUGGUUAAUCACUACAACAAGAUGAAGUCAAAGCAGGUGUACAGCCGCUUUGAACUGAAAAACAAUAACUGACCUUGUUAACACAAACAGACAUUACUCAUGGUUUUUCUUAUUGUACCUCUUGGGUAUAGCAUAUUUUUGGCUCUGUGAAUGGGCAAAAUUUGUAGUGGAAUGUGACCUAUGUGCCUUUUUGCUUUCAAACAAUAAAUAGAUGAAACUUCA